AAUGAAAGUGGAUGGGAGAGCAGUAUACAGGGGCGUGGGGCAAAGUUCCUCAGGACGUAGGAAUGAGCCUCUCCUUACCUCUGGCAUAACAGGUGCAAGCUGCAGUCAGAGAGCAACCGUCCGUGUGAGUUCCUGGGCCAUGAGAGGGAGAGAUUGAUCCGAAUUCGAGGCAGGAACUGACGUGAAGUGGGGACAGGAGGCUUGGACGAUGCACACAGGUAUUGGUCUGCUCUGGGCAGGCCUACUGUCAGGCCUGGCGGAGUGUAUCGAGAUCCAAGCUAACAGCCCAGUGAGGGCUGUCGUGGGAGACAUCACGAGCCUGGAGGUUGUUUACAAAAGCAUUCACCCCCCCCAUGUCGACUGGGCCCGGGGUAAGACCUUUGCCAGUUGGAAGGUGGGUCAGAGCACAUCGUUAGACGUGUCCCUGGCUUUCAAGGGUCGGCUGAGGGUUAACACCAGCUCGGCGUCGAUUGAACUCCUUAACACAACUCUCUCCGACAAUGGGACUUACGUUGUCUCCUUAACUGCGGUGGACGAGGAGCCGAGCAGCAGGACCGUCACGCUCCGAGUGUAUGAGCUCAUCAAGGGCGUCAAGGUGGUGACACCCGUGGGUGACGUGAAGGAGGGUGAACCCAAGGUGACCAUGACCUGCACCAUGGCAACGGGGACAUGGGACACCCUGAUAUGGACCAAGGACGGCAAGCAGAUCGUCAGUGAUGCUCACACAGUGAUAGCCGGCGAUGAGUUAACAAUUAAGGACGUGAUUAGAGGGGACAGUGGAACGUAUACCUGCUCCGUACAAAACCCCUUCAGCAAUGAUGCAUCCCACAAGCUGCUCAGGAUCUACUAUGGUCCGGACGUGCCCACCGUCAGCAUCGUGUCCUCGCUGGACCCCGAGCCCUCCCGCUUCGUCCUGGUCAAUUCCACCGUCAACCUGACCUGCGCCACCAGCUCCGAGCCGCCCGCCCAGCACUUCUGGAGCGUCGGGGAGAGCGGCGACACCAGCGUGCCCUCCGACCCCACCCUGACCCUGGAGCGUGUCCAACUGGACCAGGCCGGGGUGUACAGCUGCAUCGUCGUGAACACCAAGAUGGGCCGCAGCGUGAGGAAGACCCUGACCCUUAACGUCUACGAGCUGCCUUGGGGGGAGCCAUCUUGUUCGAUGGUGUCCGUGGAGAACCACAGGACCCUGCAGUUUUCCUGCGCCUGGCGGGGCGGAUACCCCAGGGCUCGGAUCCACUGGCUGGGCCUGUCACGGAACAUCAGCGCAGACUCCCAGCUCGUCCUCAACGAGAACUCGCCCGCCCGGCUGUCGGGGGAGAACGUGACGUGUGUGGCCCUUCACAGCGCGGCCGUCAAGUACUGCACCCUCCGGCCAAUGGCUCCGUGGGUCACCCUAUCCCGAUGGACAGUCAGGGAGACUCAGAGCGAUGUCACAGUGACCCUGAAAUGUGAGGUUGGUUCGAAUCCAGCUGCCGUUAUCCACUGGUUCAAGGGACAGAAAGAGUUAGUGAGUGAGGGGAAACUCAUCAUCUCACUCAACCGCUCGGAAAUACAAAUCCAGGAUUUCUCCGUACGGAAUGACACUGGGAAUUACAGCUGUUCCUGCAGAAAUCCUCUGGGAGAGAGCAGACCCAGUCUGAUGCUCACAGCCCCCCAGGUCUCUGGCCUGACCGUGCGUCGACUCAAUGGGACAGCGGCCUCCAUCGCCUGGAGCACACGGGACUCUGACGUGGUCACCUCGUUCCUGGUGCAGUCGCAGAGCAACACACAGAGGGUCUCCUCCUCCUCCUCCUCCUCCUCCUCCUCCUCCUGGGUAACCCUGAAGGAGGCUGGCAUGGCGGAGCGCACUGCCACCAUCACCCAGCUCCGGGAGGAGCAGGGCUACUUCUUCCGAGUGCUUCCGCUGACGGGAACUCAACCGGGGGAGGCGUCGCCAGCCCAGUCGAUCGCGCCCACCGUCGACAAUCGUCUGAGUGGCGGUGCCAUCGCUGGGAUUGUUUUGGGCUGUGUAGUGGGAGCCUUACUGAUUAUCCUGCUGAUUGUGUUUUUGAUCCGGCAUCGAUAUAAAAAUAAAAAAGCCGUGACUGGAAGGCAAAGGGCAAGCGAGAAGAACAACGACUAUUGGGAUCACACGAGUGCGUUGCACCCAAACUCCGCCUACAUUAAUCGAGCCUACUCACUUUCAAACCAGAGGACAUUGGAGAGGACAUCCCAAGAGAAUACCUCAGGGAAAUCCGGCUUCACCGGCACUGUGCCAUUAUAG
Messenger RNA from Carcharodon carcharias (great white shark), 2266 nucleotides. It is a transcript of the gene vsig10l, whose product is annotated as V-set and immunoglobulin domain containing 10 like. Lineage: Eukaryota; Metazoa; Chordata; Chondrichthyes; Lamniformes; Lamnidae. The record is from RefSeq and is a predicted model, not a curated record. Gene Ontology annotation, molecular function: protein binding. The transcript is spliced from 11 exons. The coding region runs from base 209 to 2266 and encodes 685 amino acids.